CAGGAUUUUUCCUGGUUUCCUUCCCCACUUCUUAAUCUCGGCCGUCUUGAAUGGCCGUUCCAUUUCGAUAACCACGUGAGAAGGAGGCCAUGGCCAAUCGCCUGCCUCCUCUGAAUGAUGUGGCCCCUUCCCCGGCCCUGGAGUCCGCCUCUUCGGGAACGCAUGAGUCUCCAGUACCAACCGAUGCAGUGACCUUGGAUACGGAUUAUGUGAAGUUGGAGGAUUCUCCUACGCCGUCCGCCUUGACAUCCGCCGAUGCAGACGCAGAAACACCGGCGCCAGACAAUGGCGGGCCUGCGGGGCGGAAACGCAAGUUGAAUAGUACUUCCGCAAGAGGCGUAGCCAAUCUUACACCCGAGCAGCUGGCGAAGAAACGAGCCAACGACCGACAGGCCCAGCGGGCAAUUCGCGAGAGGACUAAAGCGCAUAUUGAUACGCUUGAACAACGCGUUCGCGAGCUCUCUUCCCAGAAGCCAUUUUUGGAUCUUCAGGCGGCCCUGAAACAGAAUGAAGCCAUGCAAGCCGAAAAUCGUGAAAUCCGACAGGGGUUAAAAGCGAUCAUGGAUGUCAUCCAGCCUCUAGUUGGAAAGAACAAUGCGUCUAGCACUAACCCCUCCGCAUCUACAGCCGCUCCUUCGGCCAUGCAUUCGGUCCCCCCUUUGUCUACAACACCACCCUUUGCCAAAAGCAGUUACUUUAGUGACAACAGGCCAAUCAAUGUCGAACACUCAUAUUCCGAGGCUUCCGCAAGGAUCGAAACCCCGUCUUCCCUACCCUCGACGCCUUUGUUACGCACGACGCAGCGGGACAACGCGCCCAACGGAGCCUCUGCUUCGUUUCGCAUUGCAUUCGACUAUCAGCGUCAUAACCUGACACAUGGUUUGGACUUUGGGAACGAUGAAAGAAUGGGCUUCAACUUUCUCCUUGAUGCAUCUCAACAGGUUCCAAAAGUGGAGGGCUUCCGUCGCUCAUCGGGCAACUUCCGAGUUCCCCCAAUGAAUGUUUCUCCAGUCUAUCCAUCGCCGAUCCACGGGUCCAUGGCGGAGCAGUCUCUGCCCGCCUAUAUGACGCCAGUCCGAAACAUUGCACCGACGUGCACGCUGGAUGCUAUUCUAUUGGACUUUCUCCACCACCGACAACGUGAAGCCGCUUCGGGGGUCCCCCGGCAAAAGCUGGUGGGGCCUCCUUAUCCCAGUGUCUCAUCGCUGCUCAAUCCAGAAAGGGGCGCCUUUUCACAUCCGUUGUCUAAGGUAUUCACUGACAUUCUGCGCACAUUCCCGGACAUCUCUUCCCUUCCGGAGCAAGUGGCCGUCUUGUAUGCCAUGUUCCUCCUCAUGCGGUGGCAGAUUUACCCAACGCCUGAGAAUUAUGAUAGGCUACCGGAGUGGCUGACCCCGCGUCCAUCGCAACUAUUAACACCACAUCCCGCGUGGAUUGACUACUUGCCGUGGCCGCGGAUGCGCGACCGCGUAGUCAUGGCACACCAGGACUAUCCUUUUGAUAACUGGUUUAUUCCCUUUACUCGCACGCUAUCAGUUAAUUGGCCCUAUGAGGAAACCGAUUGUCUUUUGUCCACUGGGGAUGGCGAGGAUCUGAUUAUCAAUCCUGUCUUUGAGAGACAUUUACGCAACCUCAGCAAUUGGAGUCUCGGCCCGGCGUUUGCGGAAGCGUAUCCUUCGCUAGCUGAGACGGCUAAAAUUAAGAAACCAUAACAGUAUCUUGACUGUAUAGGUCGAUCUUCACUGGGCGGUUAUCUUGUAGACAGUCGAGUGGAAUUUUGUGAUAUAUACGUUCGACCAAUUUUGGUCAAAAAGCUCGGGCGGGUGGCAAUUUGAGGACGUACUCCAUUCAUUCGCUAGCGAUCCCCUUAUCUUCUCCUUGAAUUAAUCUUUCUCUCUCCCUCUCUUUCUUUCUUUUGUGUGUGUGUGUGUGUGUGUGUAUGCGCGCGGUUCUCAUCCUGAACUCUUUCCCUUCUUAUUAUGUUGCCAUGUUACUCGGAUACUU
Molecule: messenger RNA, 2004 nt
Organism: Aspergillus alliaceus
Lineage: Eukaryota; Fungi; Ascomycota; Eurotiomycetes; Eurotiales; Aspergillaceae
Product: bZIP transcription factor
Exons: 2
Coding region: 90-1712 (540 amino acids)
Biological process (GO): regulation of DNA-templated transcription
Molecular function (GO): DNA-binding transcription factor activity
Source: RefSeq, a predicted model, not a curated record